CCUGUAUAUACAAGAAGGAGCUGCAGGCAUGUGACUGUGGUGAAUCGGAAUCUUCAACGGGGCCUUUACUUGUUGGCAUCCUGGGUGGUUUGUUAAUCAUAAUAUUUUGGACCUGGAUGAUAAGGAGUACUUGGAGAAGAAUCGACAGCAGUAAUGGAUUCCCUGGAGGACAUAGGAUUCUCGAGAACCCAGCUCCUACUUCUACUAACUAUUGUAUUUUGGGUAAAUCCUGCAAAAACAGAUAUUGGCCAGCAAUGCUUGAGUGAUAUGGACUGUGACCCUUAUAUCAGUGAAGAACGCUGCAGGGAUGGAUGGUGCCAUUGUAGCUCUAUAGAGUACAGUGAAACUUCUUUGGCUCCUGAAUGUGAUGCACUUAUAAUGUUGACCAGCAGAUUUUGUUCAUCACUGUUGACUUGUCCAGAUUACAGUAAAUGUGAAGAAGGAAUAGGUUGUGUGUGUGAUGAAGGAUACAUAAAGGUUGCUUCUGCAUGUAAACCGAGAGUGUUCCAGGAAGUUCUUCAGCCAUGCUACUCUGAGAAUGGGACAGUGUAUAUUUGUGAUCUUAGCCAACACAGCAUCUGUAGUGGAGGGAAAUGUAUAUGUUUUGAUACCUUCUUGCCCAACACAACCAGUGGCCAGUGUGAACCUGAGAAGGAUUUUCUAAUUGCUAAUGAUCUUGAUGAGUACUGCGUUACAACUGGUGAAUAUUGCAAAUACGAUACACACUGUAUUGAGGGAUUGGAGUGUCAGGACAAUGUGUGUUCAUGCCCCAGGUCCUGUACAUACAAGAAGGAAAAGGAAAUAUGUGACUGUGGAGAAACCGACAAUACUGUUGCUCCAAUAUGUGUAGGUGUUUUCUCAGGUAUAUUGAUAAUUGGAUUUUGGAUCACAACUAUUAACAGGACGAUUGACAGCCAUAAGCAAAAGCAGAAUAUUCAUCAUGUAGAAGAAUCUACUUCAGAACAAUCAACUCCACGUGCAUAUCCUCUUACUCCAGUUGCUUCUUCAGCACUAACUGAAACAACUGCAGAACAGAAUACAGGUGGCACUGAGGUUACACCAAGGGAAACACAGGCUGAUCAGUUGCCAACAAAAGCAGCAGCACCAUAUCCAAUGAAUCCUCUGGCACCACCACCAGCACAGUCCAUAGGCUUUCAGAACCCUGCUUCAAAUCCAGCUUCAUUACCUGGGUGUCCUCCGUACUCCUUUAACACCCCAGAAGCCCAUAGUUUUGCUCCCACGGCACCUAAUGAACCUCCUCCACCAUACUCUCUUUACCCUUCACAAGAUCAAAGCUUACCAUCUCACACUCCAAGUCAGUUUCCUAAUGCCACUGCACCACCUGUUUCAGAAAGUUCAUCAACAAUACCAUGCCCUCCCAAUCCCUCAGCUCUACCUUAUCCAUACAAUCCUUGAGCAUGCACCAUACCCUUUAGAAAUCUCUCUCAGAUCUCCAGUAAAGAUUUCUUCAUUGAUGUUACAACAAUAUAUACCUAAACUAGAUUCAGCUGUAUUCUCAUGUUGCCAUACUGACAAGAAAAAGAUAGUUCUCCAUAUUCAGAGCAGUGAGACGGCUUAAGCAAAGUGAGAAGUUACUGUUCCCAUAUGGAGAAAUAUGGGUGAAGAAAAUCCUUUAUAUCAAUUACCUUUCUGAAAGUUCUUUCAGCUGUGCUAUCAAGAACUUAGUAGUUCUUAUGGAUUAUUAUGACUUGCUGGAAAGGUCACAUAGCAGAAAUGUAAGGCAGGGCCCAUUUCCUUCCAUACAUUUGCAUAUUUUAUAUAGGUUGUUUUGAAACAUUUGCACCAUUAAUUUUACUUGAUUUGAUCAUGCAAUUUAAUUUUUGAACUUCAUGUUCAAGUAGAUGUAGACUUCCAAGCAGUCUGUGGCAUCUUAUUUCAUACCCAUGGUAAUGAGUUGAAGGAGUAGACUAGGGUGACAAACUGUUUUUACAAUAUCCAACUAGCUUUAAGUAUUGGUCUGAUCUUAGAUGAGCCUUUUAGAGGGCAAUCUUUCCUUAUUGCAGCCAUUCUUUUACAGAGUUGGUUGUUACAUUCAUCAGACUGCCAUGUUGUUGAAGAUUUAAAGAACUUUUAUAAUGUUUGUAAAUGGUUAUAUAUAUCACUGACCCCACUCCUUAGAAAUUGUCUUUUAAAAGGUGUAUAUUUCUCAGUUAUUGUCAGAGAUAGAUUGAAUUUAAAUUUAUCACUGUUCAGAAUGGUUAUUUCUAUUCUCAGGAAUGGAAACAAUUAUGGUAAAGAGAUCGCCUUUUGGAGAUGGAAAUAUCAUCUCAAAAAUCAUGUACUUAUUGAAGUCUCCCAGACAUACAAAGCUGAGUCAGUUGUCUAAACAGGUCUUUCAAUUUGUCAAGAUCAUUUAGGUGCUGGAAUUUGGAUGCAAAUAUAUGGUCAGAAAUCUGCUGCCAGAAUGGUCUUACUCUGUGAAGGAAAACUUAUGACCCCGUAAUGCUGAUCCUUUACAAAUAUAGACAAGGAUUUCUGAAUCUUCAUUCAGUAACAUUCCUCUAGCCACACACCAGGCACACUCAUAAGGUCAUUUUGUGUUACUUGGCAUUCAUCCUAACCUGCGAAACACUGCAUUGGUUACCAAAAGUUCAGGCUGCCAUUACUGGUAACCCUGCCUUAGUAUAGGUGAAAAUCUUCCAACGGUAUAACUUACUAGGUCAUUGGGAUCAUGAACCUCGGCAUAAAAGAAAGAGGUCUGUGUGCAAAGUAGGGAAUAAAAGACUUAUUACUAUGGUACAUGUCAAACUUCAUCUUUACAGUAUAAUUGUCUUACUUGUACUAGAUAGCAAAAAUAUAGAGAUCAGGGAAAGCUUCUGGACAAUGCAAAAAGGUCCUGAGCAUUGGUAGGACAUACCAUGAGAUUUUUUUAAUAAGCUAGAAAAAUGUUAAGAAAUGUUCCUAGAACUUUAUUAUAAAAGGAAAUAUACUGGUUAUAUUAGAAUUAAGUGGUAAUUUAAGGAUGUUAUCUUUCAGGCAUCUUGGCUGCCAACAGGCAUUUUUGGGGUAUUUAUUAACAAAUAAAGCAUUUUAAAAGUACUAAUUUUAGUUGUAACAAGUUUACUGUAAAAGUUACAAAGCUGCAUCACUACGGCCAAAGAUUUUACAAAUGAUGCCGUUUUGAUGCCUUGGAGAUCUUAUAGAAUGCAACAAAAGUUCCAUAAACAACUCAGAUCUGUAUUUUAAGUAUGUUAUCUGGUCAUUACAGAUUUUAGGCACCUUGGCUGCCAACAGGCAUGUUUUCACUGCCAAAAAAUCAAGCAUUUAAAAAGUAGUAAUUUUAGCUGUAGCAGAUUUAUUGUAAGAACUAAAACAGCUGACUUAAAUGCAACACAACGAAUAAAAAGGUUACUAUUAGCAGCAAAACUGCUCCACUACAGUCAAAGAUCUGCAAGUUCUAUUUAUUUAGCUAUUUAUUAUUUAUUUUUCUAUUCUCUUUUGCAAAUCUAAUUACUUGGAAAUAUUUCACCCUAAAGGCCUGUCCACACAGGCGGGCAUGAUCAGUGGGCACAUCGGUGGUAAAGAUGACGUCGCAGGUAAGAAUGGGAAACUACCUUUUUACCGAGUAAUUUGUCUGGCCAUGGUGUCAUCUUUACUCAUGCAUGCCCAAGGUCUAUAUAAAUACUUAAAUAGACCUUGUGCAAGUACAUGUGCCAAAAUGAUUAUGCUUGCUUGUGUUGACAGGCCUUAAUAGUUGGUUGUAAGGAUAUGUCCAUUGUUAUAUGUGAUAGUACUUUAUUUGUGGAUAAUAUUAAGGGAUUUCUUUUAUUGUAUAAUUUUCAACCUCUUUUUUUGAAAGUUAACACCAUGAUAUAUAAAGUGUGUGUGUGCGCAUAUAUGUGACAUUGUGUACAUACAAAUAGAAAACACAAUGAUGCUUUAUUAUGUCUGAAAUGCAUUAGUGCUCGUGCAUUUGGCUCGUGUAUUAUAAACAACAGUACAAGGUUCGUGAAACAUAUACCUCAUGUGCGGAGAAUCACAUCAGCUAAUAAAAUAUCCAAUUUGAUUUAGGACCAUAUGCCGGUUUCCCCAUGUAAAAAAAAAGGUUAUCCUAAAGUUGCCUUCCAAACGAGACCACUCUUGUGCAGUUGCAAAUGAUUGAGUGGCUUCAUUAACACAAGCAAGCAAAACUAUCACAGCACCAGUUGUGAUAGUUUUGAGAAAUAUCAUGUCUAAUUUGAUGAGUUCUGUGUUACUUUUCUCAGUGUGGUUGUGAAUCGUUCCUUUAUUUGAGACAUUUUUUUUUCUCAUUUUUUUCUUUUCUUUUUUGUUAUCAAAUGAAUUGUAAAUUUUAGAAGUAAAGUGUUUACAUGUGCACAUAAUUCUGAGAUGUCUCAUAUUUGAUUAGAUCAUAUACAAAUGAUAUGUAUGUUAUUGAUAUUAUUAUAUAGCAUUUAUAUUAUUUAUUGUAUUCUCCAGAAUCACAUAUUUUGUCUUCUGAAAAGUUUUUCUUACCAAAGGUUGUUUUGAAGGAUCUCAAUUUCUGCUUUGUAGUUGUUCAGGAAUCUACAGUAAUGAAGGUUAACACUCAGGUAUACUGGAAUAUAUCUAGAGGUUUAUUUUGUUAUAGUUAUGAGUAUUUUUUAUCCUCAUUGCUAUCGAUACUCUUAUCGUCAUUAUUAUUGUUAUUAUGUGUUUGUUUGUUGAAACACCAUUGUUUAUGAAUUGUUUCCCCAGUUUUUGCUUACUUUAAGAAGUAUGGCUGAAGUUCAUUGUAAAUUUGAUAUUGUAUUCUAAUACAAUAUUAAGUAAUGAAGAUGUAUUCAGUCUAGUAUUAUUAGUUUUUAGUAUUGCAGGCACACAAAACAUGCAACAAUGAAAGAUAUUCCAUAAAAUAACAUAUUUAACUUCUUCAUAGUCCACAAACAAAUAUAUGUUCAGGGGAGAUAUUUCUGAGCUGGUCAGGUAUGUUAUGCCCUCAGGACUAUACCAGAUAAAUACCUUUACCUUUGCCAUUUAUAUUUUAAGGUAAAAUAAUAUAUUUCUGAUAUAUCUCUUCCCCUUACUAAACAUAAAUCACGUAGUGAGGUAUCAUAUACCAUAUGAUAUAUGAUAUCAUAUAGCCAAUGUACAUAAAGAAUCCCAGUAUGACAUUUUAUGCCAUGAAGAUUGAUAUAUUCAGAAAUUUUAAGUUUUAUGCAAUAUAUUAAGUUUAGGAUCAGGAUUAAUCAUGAGAAUCUUUGGCAAAUAUAUGGUACAAAAGACAAAAUACCAUUUUUUGAUCAUAUAGCCAUUGCUCUGAGCCUAGAAAAUAUAUGUUAAAUUAUGUUUGGCACUAACCCCAUGCCAGCACAAAGUAAUUGCAAUAUCAUAACUAGGGGAAUGCUAAGCUUGACAUGGUGGUGAGUGCUUAGUGGAGAGGACGUUUGGUAGUAGUAGAGCACCAAUAUUUCAAAUGUCAUUAAAAAUAUAUUGAUAACAUGAGGCUGUAUGUACCAUAAAAAUUAGUGUGGUCUUA
Penaeus monodon (black tiger shrimp) is the source of this 5479-nucleotide messenger RNA. RefSeq lists its product as uncharacterized. The transcript has 9 exons. NCBI's taxonomy places the organism in Eukaryota, Metazoa, Arthropoda, Malacostraca, Decapoda, Penaeidae. The record is from RefSeq and is a predicted model, not a curated record. The coding region runs from base 154 to 1416 and encodes 420 amino acids.